Molecule: messenger RNA, 762 nt
Organism: Diaporthe citri
Lineage: Eukaryota; Fungi; Ascomycota; Sordariomycetes; Diaporthales; Diaporthaceae
Exons: 2
Coding region: 1-762 (253 amino acids)
Source: RefSeq, a predicted model, not a curated record
AUGCGCGUCUUGCGGCCGGCCAAGGUUGGGAUCAAUAUAGGAUGGAGAUUCUGCAUCGGCGCUUUUGUUCUCAGCGCAGCUUGGGGAGUCGGCUCCGCAAUCGGCGUCGGUGCUGGAUGUGAAGGCAGAAGUGUAUUGUUCGUCAACAGCAGUUUGGAAUGUCCGGAACAGAUUAUCACAGCACUCGACGUCAUCACCGACGUGUUGCCCUCCCUCAUUCCUGCAGCGCUGGUCAUUCCUCUCAACAUGCCGCUGGGAGACAAACUUCAGGUCUGCGUUGCAUUCGGGUUCCGCCUGAUCGUCAUCCCCUUCUCGGUCCUGCACCUCUCGAGCAUCGCGGAUUUUGUGCAAUCUACGGACCCGCCACUGGAAAGCACCGCGGCUCUGACCAUGCAGCAGAUCAUGCUAUUCAGCUCGCUCCUCACAUCCACCAUCCCCAACAUGAAAGGCUUUAUGAGUUCCUUUUCGAUGGGCAUGGGCGUCAAGCUGUUCGAGUCUGAGGCAAAAACAAACCCGUCGCAGCAGUCAUAUGCGCUACAGACGAUCGGUGGCAGCUCAACCAUCAAACCGCCCCGCAAAAGUGGCUACGUGAGCAGGGUGAGACCAGCCAAGAGCAGAACAGACGUUCACAUAUUGCCAACUGAUGGAUCUGCCUACGAAAUGGGCCGCGCCGAUUCCGACAGCCAAGCAAAUGCUGAUGGGGGCAGUAACGCUAGCCGCCGCGGGAGCCAAGAGCGGAUCAUCGGGAAGACGGGUUCAUAG